Messenger RNA from Caenorhabditis bovis, 507 nucleotides. The record is from the annotation of a GenBank genome assembly. NCBI's taxonomy places the organism in Eukaryota, Metazoa, Nematoda, Chromadorea, Rhabditida, Rhabditidae.
AUGAUGAUUCGACUCGAGUUACUCGUUUUAUUGAUCACCUAUUGUUCAUGCCAAUUUUGUCCAAUCGGCUAUUCGGAUUUAAGGCAAGGAACUCCAUGUACGGCGACGACUUAUUGCCAAGUGGUUGGCGGCGGCUCCUACACCUGCGUGCGCGGAUAUUGCUGCCGGUCGAAUAUCGCUCAAGAUGAUGCCAACUAUUGUCGCGCUCGGCGUUCAUCAAUCCAACGCACUUCCGACGGCGGCGUCGUCGACUGCUUCGCCCAACAAUGCCGUCAGGGCUAUCAAUGCGAGUACAGCGAGGCGCUCGCCAUCUACAUCUGUUGCAGUACGUCGCCGGGCGUUCCGCAAUUCGACGACGCGCCCGGCACCGUCCGACUCGUCCCCGGCACCGCGAGAGCCGUCCAGUGCUUCGAACCGAAUCACUGCUUAUGGGUCGACACGCCGAAUUGCGUCGAUUCCAACGAAUGGGGCUACAAAGUUUGCUGUUCAACUUUUAACUGUAAUUGA